UUCUACGGAGUAAAAUUUAGAGAGUUGCCCCAGAUCCAAAAAGUAAGUUCCAAAACCCUUAACAUUCUAUACUGAAACCAUUGUACUCAUCUCGCAAAAACUCCCGAAAAAACCCACAAGUAGUUCGACACCCACCACCGCCGCUACACAUCUGCACCACCGCUCCAUUGCGCCGUCCGCCUUCUGUCUACUUCCGACCUCCGCUGAGCGCUGGCUUCCCAAUGCUGAGGUUAGUGUGGUUAAUUUUUUUUUUUCAUAAUAUUAAUUCAACUAAUAACCUAGGAUUAUGAAUUAAAGAAUUCUAGCUUGUUAAUUGCAAAAAUAAAAGAGUAAGGAAUUCUUUUGGACGAAUUAUAGUGGAAUUAGAGUCGAAUUGCUUGAUGAAUUGCUGUAGAAUUGCUGUAGAAUUGCUUGAUGAAUUUCUUGACGAAUUGUUGUAGAAUUGCUGUCGAAUUGCUUGAUGAAUUUCUUGACGAAUUGCUGUAGAAUUGUUGUCGAAUUGCUUGAUGAAUUGCUGUAGAAUUGUUGUAAGCCUGUGGAGAAAGAUGAUUUCUCUGUGCUACUAAUAGAAAGGUUAAUGGAGAGAAAAUACAAAAACAGGAAACACAUAUAUUUAAAAAUUUGAGUUCACCUCAUGACCUUCUUUGUAAUAUCCGAUAAUAUGAUACGAAGUAUAAGAUUAAAAUAAAGAUAAAUAGAGCAUGCACUAAAAGGAUAUACAAACUACACAAAGACAGAUAGAGUGAAUUUAAGAACUGCUAUAAUUAGAAAAAUAGAGAUUCACUGAUAAAAGAGACUAUCACAUCCUAUGGUUGUUGAUUACAGGCAACUGAAAACUAUAAUGGUACUGGGUACAAGAAACACGUUAGAGCAGCAAAUGGUUCAAUAGAAUUAGUAAAUUAUUGUUUCUCUUAUUCAAAUAAUUUCUCGAUUUGUCUAUUUGGUUUUCACCAUUUAUGUUCUUCUGUUUCUGUUUUAGGUCACGUUUGAAAUGUUAGACCUGUAUGUUAAAACUGUACAAAAGAUUUGGUUACGUGGCUGGAUUGCCAACUGUUACCUCCCUCACUGGCUCACUUGCUGAUCAUUUUAAGUUAGUGAAAAAUUGGUCUCGUAAUUUGAUUUCAGCAGUUCAGUCUCAUCGAUUAGUAAGCAUUGAACUGUUAGAGAAUGUGUCUUUUGUUUUCAGGUUUUAUUGGGAAGUUGUUGAUUUUUCGUUGUCAAAAAUAUUAUUUUGAAAUCCACGACGAUCCUAUUAUCUUGCUUCUUGCCUUAUAUCGCUUUUGAAUUUUAUACUAAAUAGAAUCAGAAAAGAACCCUAGUUAAGUAAUAUGGUCUCUCCAAUGAAGGUGCAACUUUUAAGGUUGGCGAACUAAUUUGCAUCUUUAUUUUAAAACUGCUUGAUUCAAUGUUGCAUGCACAUGUAAAACAUGAUAGUCAGGACUAAGGAGACCUUGGAGGUGAUUCUAGCCCUCAUGAGGGCUGCAAGUUCUGCUGACUGUUUCUGCUGUUGCUCCACCUUUGGCUGAUCAUCGGCUGGUUCUAGUUCGACAAUGAUGGUUGAUUAUUUCACUCAUAUGUUUUGUUGCAGGUUCCUGUUUCAGAUGCUAAAGUUCCUUGGAAAGAUUUUUGUUUCUUGACUACUUGUUAUUUAGUUUGACUUUUGUUAUCUCUGUCGACCCCGAGGAAGAAAUUGAAACACUCCAGUCCUUACAGUAUAGUCUUGGAACCGUCAAGGUUGCAACAAACAGUUUUUCUGAUGACAAUUAUCUCGGAGAAGGUAGAUUCGGCAUAGUUUAUAAGCACUGUCAAGAUGUUUACUGCUUCGAGGAAGAUUCAAAAAGAAAGGGGUGUUAACCCAACUGACCUUGAGGAGAAUCUUGCUGAGGCAAUAUUUGACAUUGAGACCAACAACAAGGAUAUGGGAACUGAAUUGAAGGAUCUGUUUUUCAACUCUGUCGCUCAAGUUGACAUUUUGAACAACAAGAAGGCUAUUGUUGUCCAUGUUCCAUAUAGAUUGAGAAAAGCUAUAGCAAGGAAUUGCGGCGAAGAGGCUAGAAAGGAAUUCAGUUCAAGGAGACGUACUUACAGUUCAAAAAUGAAAUUCUGAUAUUAGCUAAGAUUCAGCACAGAAAUCUGGUUAAAAAAAGGAUUCUACUUGGAAGAAGAAGAAAUGCUUCUGAUUUAUUAGUUUGUGAUCAAUAAACCCUUGACAAUUUUCUGUUUGGUACGUAUUCUUGUAAAUACCAAAGGAAGGGGAAAAAGAAAGAAAUUAAGGUAUUCUGUAAAUAUUUAAUUUUUUUUCCUUUCCAUAUUAUAAACGCACCGUAGUAUCUUGUAAAACGUACGUUACUUUUUAAUAUAUUUAAUUUUUAAUAUUAUAUAA
Molecule: messenger RNA, 2383 nt
Organism: Spinacia oleracea (spinach)
Lineage: Eukaryota; Viridiplantae; Streptophyta; Magnoliopsida; Caryophyllales; Amaranthaceae
Product: 40S ribosomal protein S7
Exons: 5
Coding region: 1811-2107 (98 amino acids)
Biological process (GO): ribosomal small subunit biogenesis; rRNA processing; translation
Cellular component (GO): small-subunit processome; 90S preribosome; cytosolic small ribosomal subunit
Molecular function (GO): structural constituent of ribosome
Source: RefSeq, a predicted model, not a curated record